UCCAUGGGUGAGGCCGUGGUCCAUGAGAGCAUCAUGGUCCUUCAGUGCUGCCUAUGGAUGUUGCUCUUACUCUCCACAUGGUCCCCAACUGCGCAUGCUAAGUACAGCAGUCCUCCAGAAGUAGUGAUACCCUUGAGGGUCACUGACACUACUAAGCAAGAUAUUUCCUCAGAUUGGCUGUCCUAUAGCCUGCGCUUUGGAGGAAGGAGACAUAUUAUCACCAUGAAACACACAAAAUACUUUAUAUCCAGAAACUUCCUACUGGUCACCUAUAGUGACAAAGGUAACCGCCUUGUAGAAGAACCUUUUGUGCGAAGUGACUGCUACUACCAUGGCUAUAUAUAUGGAGAUCCAGAUUCCACUGUCAUUAUUAAUACCUGUUUUGGGAGUUUGCAAGGCAUACUAGAGAUAAAUGGCACAGCUUAUGAAAUCAUGCCAAAGAAUCUGGCUUCCACAUUUGAACAUCUCAUAUACAAAAUAGACAGGGAGGACUCAGAAUUACAUUCUAUGAGAUGUGGGUUAACAGAUGAAGAAAUAGCGCGACAAAUGAAGAUUCAAGAAAGCAAGGACUCCACACUAAUGCAAAGCCAAUAUGAGAAUUGGUGGACCCAUCACAAGUAUCUUGAAUAUUUUGUGGUGAUAGAUAAUCAACGAUAUGUUUAUAGAGCAAAUAAUGUCACAACCUGUAUGCGAGAAAUGUUGCAAAUUGUCAGCGGAAUAAAUGGCUUUUAUCUUCAGAUAGAUAUUCAUGUGGUUUUAACAACACUGGAAGUUUGGACCCAAACAAACAAAAUCAAUGUAACAAGAUCCAUAGGUAAUGUCCUAUCUAAUUUCUGUGACUGGAAAGAAAAGAAUGUUGACAAUCGCUUUAGACAUGAUAUUGCACAUCUUUUUGCCAGGCAAAGUUAUGGUGGAUCUUUAGGGCUAGCUUUUAUAGGUACAGUUUGCUCAUCAUUUAAUUGUGCAGUUAACAGUUUCAUGUUUGAUACAACAACAGACAUGGCAUUCAUUAUUGCACAUGAGAUGGGUCAUAAUUUGGGUAUGGAUCAUGACGAGAAAUACUGUACAUGUGGGCUAUCAAAUUGUAUAAUGGCCCCAGCAAAAUCUGACUCCCCUAGAUUCAGCAACUGCAGUUAUCAGUAUAUGUAUUCCACGAUUACCAGGAGAAAUUGUUUGAAUAAUGAUCCAGAUAUAGUCGUAACCCUCAACCUCACCUUGUGUGGCAAUAAUGUGGUUGAGGAAGGAGAGCAGUGUGACUGUGGAUCCCUGGCAUCCUGUCUACAUGAUCCAUGCUGUAGCCAAGACUGUGUGUUCAAACCCAACGCUGAAUGUGCUCAAGGGCCUUGCUGCGAAGACUGCAAGUUCAAACCACCAGGAACACUGUGUAGAAGACAGAAGAAUGAAUGUGACCUUCCAGAGUGGUGCAAUGGGACUUCAGCUGAGUGUCCAGAAGACGUAUACAAGAAAGAUGGAAGCCCUUGCGGGGGUGAUGGUUAUUGCUAUAAAAUGAAUUGUCCUAAACGUGAAGAACACUGUCAGAGACUGUUUGGCAAAACAGCCAGGAGUGCAAAUAAGAAUUGCUACAUGAAAAUGAACAAACAGGGUGACCGUUUUGGUAACUGUGGUAACGAUAGCUCUAACUACAGAAGAUGCGAGAAUGCUGAUGUACUCUGUGGACGAAUUCAGUGUGAAAAUGUAAGACAGAUUCCACGUAGGAGGAGCCAUGAAACAGUGCAUUGGACUCACUUCAAUAAUGUCAACUGCUGGAGUAUAGACUAUCAUUUUGGAAUGACAUUAGAAGACAGCGGAGCAGUGACAGAUGGCACAGGUUGUGGUCAAAAUCUUAUAUGUGUUAACAGGAAGUGUGUCCCUAAGUCUGAUUUGUUAAGUAACUGUUCAGCAUUCCAGUGCAAUAUGAAAGGAGUCUGCAACAAUAAACAUCACUGCCAUUGUGACGUAAAAUGGGAGCCACCAGACUGUCAACGAAGUGGCUUUGGAGGUAGUAUAGACAGUGGACCUCCUCCAAGAAUAUAUCCUAAGAAGUCCAAGAUGAGUAAGCUCAUACUAGGUUUUUUAAUUCUUUUUUUGGUGGUGUUACUUUCCUUGAUAUUCCUAAUUACAAAAAAGAAAUCUCAGCACAAACUCAAGGUAGAAGAAAUGCUAGAGCCAGAACCUGAACCCCUCAUUGAAGCUUUACCUGAUGGUUUACAUCAGAAAGUUGGGAAAAGUUAA
This is a messenger RNA of Arvicola amphibius (Eurasian water vole), 2232 nucleotides long. RefSeq names its product disintegrin and metalloproteinase domain-containing protein 26A-like. The record is from RefSeq and is a predicted model, not a curated record. Gene Ontology annotation, molecular function: metalloendopeptidase activity. Lineage: Eukaryota; Metazoa; Chordata; Mammalia; Rodentia; Cricetidae. Gene Ontology annotation, biological process: proteolysis; male gonad development. The transcript has a single exon. The coding region runs from base 4 to 2232 and encodes 742 amino acids. Gene Ontology annotation, cellular component: external side of plasma membrane; sperm head plasma membrane; plasma membrane.